UUGCAUUUGCCAAAGAUACAAGCAGCAGCAGCAUGGGCUCGGUCAUCUCGCGGCCGGUCGUGACGUCGGUGGGCGUCCUGUACCCGGCGUACGCAAGCUUCAAGGCGCUCGAGACGCCGUCGACGGACGAUGACAAGCAGUGGCUCACGUACUGGGUCGUCUUCUCCAUCACGUCGUCGGCCGAAGAGGUCGCGGAGCGCGUAGUCUCGUACCUGCCGGGCUACUAUGUCCUCAAGUGCAUCUUCCUCGUGUGGCUCAUGCUGCCCAAGACGCGCGGUGCGAUCGUCGUCUAUGACAGAUACCUCCAGCCGCUCCUCAAGCAGUACGAGCCACUGCUCGAUGCCAAGCUUGCGGCGUUGAAGACCUACGUGGACAACUGGAUCGCCGAUAUGAAGGCCAACGGCGCUUCCUACAUCAAACAAGGCCUGACGAUCAGCAUCGAGAAGGCCAUGGAGGUCCAGGAGGCGGCUGCAAACAGCCCGCUUAAGGCCAAAGUCGCCGACAAGAUGGCCGAGAUGAAGACGAAAGGCUUGCAGAUGACGUCGGACGGCGUCGCCAAGAUCAAGGCGCAGGUCUCGCGCCGCAAGCUGUCGUCCGCGAUCGACGCCGACGUGGACGCCGAGCCCGAAGCCAUCGAGUAGACGUAACCGAAGACGAUUAUCUAUACCACAUGCAUGUUGUUGCACCA
Molecule: messenger RNA, 688 nt
Organism: Saprolegnia diclina VS20
Lineage: Eukaryota; Oomycota; Saprolegniomycetes; Saprolegniales; Saprolegniaceae
Exons: 1
Coding region: 33-641 (202 amino acids)
Source: RefSeq, a predicted model, not a curated record